Molecule: messenger RNA, 1928 nt
Organism: Onychostoma macrolepis
Lineage: Eukaryota; Metazoa; Chordata; Actinopteri; Cypriniformes; Cyprinidae
Gene: gckr
Product: glucokinase (hexokinase 4) regulator
Exons: 19
Coding region: 129-1928 (599 amino acids)
Biological process (GO): carbohydrate derivative metabolic process; glucose homeostasis; response to fructose
Cellular component (GO): nucleoplasm; mitochondrion; cytosol
Molecular function (GO): enzyme binding; enzyme inhibitor activity; carbohydrate binding
Source: RefSeq, a predicted model, not a curated record
UCUGCUCACUUUGUGCUUAGUGAGGGCUUUUUCUCUCUCAAGUGAUCUCAGUGCAUUGCAUUUUCAUGCAAGUUUAUUGUGCAUUGCACUAAUCUGAGUAUGUGCUGAAACGCUGGAGUCUGAUUAACAUGGAUCACAUGAAGCAGUCGUGUUACGAGCUCUCUCUACCCGUCACGGAGAAAUGUAACCCCAUCAGCAGAGAUAUUGAUAGAGCAAACGGAAAACAGAUGGUGCAAAUACUGAGAAGAUGUGACGCCGAGAUUUUUGAGAAGAAAAUAAAUCAUGAUCCAUUUCAUCAGAGACUAUAUAGUUCACCAGUUAUCCAAACGAUGGUGGAUGUGGCAAAGAGGGUGGAAAUGAUGCUGAGGGACCCAGAGGAGAGUUUGAUUUUAUUAAGUGGCUGUGGAACAUCAGGCCGUAUUGCAUUUCUUUUGGUGACAUCCUUUAAUGAGAUGUUAAAUGCCCAAAAACAGAAACAGAUCUGUUCGUACAUCAUAGCUGGAGGUGACAGGGCCCUGCUGACAUCACAGGAGGCUCCAGAGGACGACCCGGUGCUGGGAGCUUGCACGCUGGACAAGGUUUGUGCAGGAAAGAAGCGCGUCCUGUUCAUUGGAAUAUCCUGUGGCAUGUCGGCACCAUUUGUUGCUGGGCAACUGGAUUUUUGUCUGAAGCACUUAGACGUCUUUACUCCAGUGCUUCUGGGAUUCAAUCCUGUACAUAUGGCGAGGAGUGAACCAAUGCAGGACUGUUCAUUUCACUUUAAAGAUGUUGCAGAGAGGAUGACUGCAGAGCAGAGGCAUAAGAAAGCGUUCGUCCUAAAUCCUGUGUUGGGGGCUGAGGCCAUCAGUGGAUCGUCCCGGAUGAAAGGAGGCAGUGCAACUAAAAUCAUUCUAGAAACUAUUCUUCUGGCCGGACAUGAAGCUGCAUUUAGAGGAAAGAUAACAACACCUGAAUAUAUUUCUGCCCGGAUCGCCGCGAGUGAGAUGGUUUAUGAAACUACUUACUCAAACAGUGAUGAGCUUGCAGCACUUAUUCAUAAAGCAGGAGAGAGCCUUCAGAAGAAAGCACAUGUGUACUAUAUUGGAUGGCAAACUCUUGGCAUUAUAGGACUGACUGAUGCAAGUGAAUGCAUCCCAACAUAUGGAGCAGAUUUUGAUGACAUCAGAGGUUUUAUCAACAAUGGUUUCAGCAAAAUGAAAAACAAAGAGGGGGAUCUAUCAUCUUUGGGGCCAGAAUUUGUAAUUGGCCACAAGGAUUUUGUGGACACCAUCUUACCGAGCCUGAGUCAAAAUGACAUGGUCCUGUUUCUGUUUACAGUUAAUGAUGACCUGCACGAGGUGACGUCACUUGCCGAUCAAGUGAGGCGAAGGACAUCUAAUUUGCAUGCAAUUGCUCAUGACCUUGAGAAAUUCAGCGUUCCUGAAAGAGUAUGCAUCAUGUUUGAAACCGUUCUGCACAUCACAUGGUCUUUUUCCUCAGAGGACGUGAACUCAUUUGUAAUGAGACAGCACUGGGAGCUUUCAACUAAAUGGUGUCUUAAUGCAAUCAGCACAGGAGCUCAUGUACUGAAGGGAAAAGUCUACAUGAACUACAUGAUCGACCUCAGAGUAACUAACAGCAAGCUGUACAGGAGAGCCAUCAACAUUUUACAGCAGUUCACAGGCUGCUCCGAAAGCGAGUGCGAAAGAGCUCUACUGAGAGCCAUCUACAGCACAGAUGACCUGAGUGAAGACAUGACAUCAGCAGAUGUGUGGAAACACACAGAUACGGCAAACAGACAGGAUCGAGUGGUCCCCACUGCGCUGGUGAUGAUCCGGUGCGGCUGCACUCUCGCCGAAGCUCGGCAUCAUUUGGAUUGUCAUCCUGUGAUCCGAGAUGCAGUGAGCGCCUGCUUCAAUUCUUCCGAGAACAAAAGCACUGUGGACUAA